CUUUCUCUCUCUCUCCUGGUGCUCCCUCCCUUCACAAACCGUUUGAGAUCCGUUUGCUUAAACAUCGAACAAUGCUCGAAAGGCCACAACAACAGCACGGCGCGCUAGGCAAAAAGUAAAAAAAAACCAAGCCGUCCAGACAUCAACACACAAUCGGCGGGGCCCCAACAACAACGACAACAAAAAGCGUUCUCUCUUUCUCACGUUUCUCGGUGCUUGACAUUUACCCAGAUCGGUUUGGUGCUAUGCUGCUGCUGCUGUGUGUGUGUGUGCCUGUGCUUCUGACUUACUAUUUCUCGAUCGCCCUCCAAAGCACAACCUCUCCCCCGGCGGCCCCGGCACAUUGAUCACAUUGAGUUUUGCAAUUGAGGGAGGAGGAGGGGGGGAAGGGAGGUCCGCCCGCAAAAACCGAACGCUCCAAAUAUUGGGUCGUGCGCGGUGUGGUCACAAAUUAGAGCGAACCACCCUUGCCACCCUCUCCCACCCAUACACCAGGAUCGAUACAAAAAAAAAACAUCAAAGACGUAAUAUUCUGCCCAGCCCAAAACAUAAGGAGGCCCUGCCCAAAAAGGCACCCGCUGCCUCUAGUGUGUGUGUGUGUGAGUGUGUGUGGAUGCAGUGCAGGCUCCCUUCUUUUAAUGUGGGUGUGUCGGUGGUGUGCAUUAAUCAUACCGCACCGAUGCUUCGGCUGCUAGCAACACCACCACCAAGUCUCAAGGGUCAAGCGGAGCGCAAAUCGUCAUCGAACAGUCGCGCAGCGUUUGUCGCUUCUCGCGUCAUUGAAGUCUUUCGUAGUGAACGUAUCUAGCGCGCGCACAGAGCGCUUGCAAGAGGGAGAGUGCGAUCGAGCGAGCGAGUGAGAGACGGUUCAACGGCGUUGUGUCCCGCGGACGACGCUGCUGCCACGGGUCUGCCUGAGUCAGAGGUCUCCCGCGGCACGGAUUCGUUCUUCGACGUUCGCCCGCGGACGACGGGUGUUGUGUUUGUGCCCGCAGUGUGUUUGCAGGAGGAGAGCAAGAAGAAGCAGCAACAACAAAAAGUAAAAGUUGUUUGCGCACAUGCAAAGUUAGAUAAUAGCAAUCAUCUUUCGUUACAUCUUCCUGUAACAUCUUCCAGCGACUAGCGGCGCGGGCGCGCACGUGUGUGUGUGUGUAGAUGCCACGAUGUUUCUCCGGCGGGUCGAUUCGGUAGUGUUGCUGAUAUUUGGGUGUCUACUAAUUAUAGAUGGGCACGAGGAAAAAAAUCGCACCAAGCGUGGUCGGAACGUGCGGACAUCGAACGCACCGCAGACGAACGCCGGAUCUGAGCCGAGCCAAGAUCUCGAUUCGAGCAGCAGCAGCAGCAACAGCAACCAGCAGGAUGUGCCCGUCAUACCGCCCGGCUUUCUGAGCCCUUCCGUGCAGGAGUAUCUCGAGCUGGGCAAAUCCAUUCCAGGCCGACCAGGAACUGACUACCCAAUACUGGCCAGCAUACCGUACACGAACUUCUACUGCGACGAGCAAGAAUAUCCGGGCUUCUUCGCCGAUAUGGACACGAGAUGCCAAGGAUGGCAUUAUUGCGACAUCGAUGGACGGCAGGCGACGUUCCUCUGCCCCAACGGCACGCAGUUUUCGCAAGCGGUGUUCGUGUGCGACUGGUGGUUUAACGUGCGCUGUGAUCUUUCGCCCCGGCUGUACUCGAUCAAUGCCCGGCUGUACCAGCGGCCCAAGUUCAAUCCGACGCAACCGCACCGAGUCAUCACCCGCCAGCUGGUGGACGAGAUUUUUAAUGUGUAGAAAGAAGAGGUAGCGGUAGAGCGGGGACGAGGGAGAGCGGACUCGUUCCUCUUUCCGACGUGUUAAAAUAUCAUCACUAUUUAUUUUUUAGUUGGCCCGUAGUGUUGUAAGAGACGAGCGCGUGCGCGCGCACUAAUGUGACUCCGUUGCGUAGUUGUUUCGUUUGAAGUGGUUUGAUUUACCAGCUCAUCAAUUCCCACUAGCCAGCUAGACUACACACACACACACAGACACUUGUACACAUACACACACACAUACAAGAUUCUAUACUUUUGUUACCAAAUCGGAUAAACCACGCAAUCCUUGCCGACAAUGAUGAUCUUUUGUAAAUGUUUUGCCUUAAUUGACUCCAUACCUUCCUACGUACCGAGAAGAUGCUACCUUGCUAGAAGUAGCUAAGGCAUUAUCCGUAACACGGUUGUAUUAUUGUGUAAAGUAAAUGUGUAAAGUGUAAUAAAGUAUGUAAAUAUAAAUUUACCACCAACGCGA
Molecule: messenger RNA, 2264 nt
Organism: Anopheles arabiensis
Lineage: Eukaryota; Metazoa; Arthropoda; Insecta; Diptera; Culicidae
Exons: 5
Coding region: 1164-1775 (203 amino acids)
Cellular component (GO): extracellular region
Molecular function (GO): chitin binding
Source: RefSeq, a predicted model, not a curated record